GGCGUGCCUGGCCCCGGCGGCGAAGCUGGGGUCCUGUGACUCCGUUUCUGCCCUUGCGAGACCGCGCCGCCAGGUAUCGACGGUCGGGACUCCAUCGUCGCCCUCUGCCCCUUGUUGCCCCCCAGGUUCUCGAGACUGGCCCUUGCCCACCUGUGCGGCCCGUACAGUAUGCGGCCCCUGGGCCUCGAUGGUACCUCCACGCUCUGCCAGCGACCUCUACUGCGUCUGCUGCUCCUACUGUCGCUGCUGCCGCCGCCCUUAACAGGCGCCCAGACCACUCCGGGAAACCCCAAGGCCGCGACCACGCCGGCCACCUCCAGCACCCCAAGUCUGCGGGAGCGCGCGCGGGCGCUGAUGCAGGACUUCCCUCUCGUGGACGGCCACAAUGACAUGCCCCUUGUCCUGAGGCAGUUUCAUGGCAACAGGCUACAGGAUGUCAAUCUGCGAAAUUUCAGCCAUGGCCAGACCAGCCUGGACAGGCUUAGAGACGGUCUUGUGGGUGCUCAGUUCUGGUCAGCCUACGUCCCAUGCCAGACCCAGGAACGGGAUGCUCUGCGCCUCACCCUGGAGCAAAUUGACCUCAUCCACCGCAUGUGUGCCUCCUAUUCUGAGCUGGAACUUGUGACAUCAGUUAAAGCUCUAAACAGUACCCGGAAGUUGGCUUGCCUCAUUGGUGUGGAGGGUGGCCACUCGCUGGACAGUAGCCUUUCCGUCUUGCGUACCUUCUACUUGCUGGGUGUGCGCUACUUGACGCUCACUCACACCUGCAACACACCCUGGGCAGAGAGCUCAGCUAAGGGCAUCCAUCCAUUCUAUAACAAUGUCAGCGGGCUGACCAGCUUUGGUGAGAAAGUGGUGGUGGAAAUGAACCGCUUGGGCAUGAUGGUCGAUUUGUCCCAUGUCUCUGACGCUGUGGCACGACGAGCCUUGGAAGUGUCACAGGCACCUGUGAUCUUCUCCCACUCAGCUUCCCGAGGUGUGUGCCAGAAUGCCAGGAACAUUCCUGAUGAUAUCCUGCAGCUUCUGAAGAAGAAUGGUGGUAUCGUGAUGGUGUCUUUGUCAGCGGGGGUGCUGCAGUGCAACCAGUUAGCCAAUGUGACCACUGUGGCAGAUCACUUUGACUACAUCAAGGCAGUCAUUGGAUCCAAGUUCAUUGGGAUUGGUGGAGAUUAUGAUGGGGCUAAACGGUUCCCUCAGGGGCUGGAGGACGUGUCCACAUACCCAGUUCUGAUAGAAGAGUUGCUGAGUCGUGGCUGGAGCGAGGAAGAGCUCCGUGGGGUGCUUCGUCAAAACCUGCUGCGGGUCUUUGAACAGGUAGAACAGGUACGGGACGCAAGCAAGGAGCAAAGCCCCUUGGAGGACGAGUUCCCAGACGAGCAGCUGGGCAGUUCUUGCCGCUCUGUUCUUUCACGUUUGCGUCAGACACAGUAUCUGACUCCAGACCAGAAACUAACUGAGACUUUGGCACAUUGGACACCUAAUUGGUCACUGAAACAGCCACCGUCAGACUCUUUCUCCAACAUGGCUCCAAGCUUCACAGUUAUUGCUGCCUUUUCAGUCCUCAUUCUGUGGCUCUGGUGACCCAGUUAAUCCUACCAGAUGUUACUACGGCAUCUGCAGACACCUCCCAAUGUCCCCCCAUCAUGCAGACAGAUGCAUUUCCUGAAAAUAAAUGUUUUACA
This is a messenger RNA of Suricata suricatta (meerkat), 1682 nucleotides long. Its product is annotated as dipeptidase 2-like. Bases 169 to 1581 code for a protein of 470 amino acids. Gene Ontology annotation, biological process: proteolysis. The transcript has 10 exons. Lineage: Eukaryota; Metazoa; Chordata; Mammalia; Carnivora; Herpestidae. Gene Ontology annotation, molecular function: metallodipeptidase activity. The record is from RefSeq and is a predicted model, not a curated record.